UUGAAAAAUUUCAUCCCAAUAACAAAAGAAACAGGACAUAAUUGAAUAGUCAAGAAUAAAGAAUAUUGCUAAAAAAGAUCUUAUUGCUAUGUUCGCAAGAUAUGAGAAAAGUCAGUUAAGUUUUAUUUUUUGUUAUUAAAGACCUGAUCGUCUAUCUUGCUGUUUUACUCGGCAAGUGUGAAGAAAGUGAGUAACUACACUAUAUUUUGAACAGGCGCAAAAUUAUGUCUAAAUGUCAUUGUUUGAAUAUUGAAACGUCAAAUACGGUGCUUUCGUAAAUUUUUGUUUAUAAAUUUUAUUUCAUUUAGCAUGUAGAACUAGCAUAACAAAAAAUUAGAAAUCAACUUUUAGGUAUUAAUUUAAUAAUUAUAAAAAUAGUGAAAUGGAGAACGUACAAAAAUAUUUUGCAAUAAUCGAAGACUUAAGUAAAAGUGAAGGGCUUAAACAAGAUGAGAAUUGGUUAAAGUCCAAUAUAAAUAUUAUUGAGAAGUAUAUUAAAUUAAAUAAUACACUUUUGGAAACACGAGCUUUAAAAAGUAUUAGUUAUACCCUAGAUGAUUUUUGUUCAGAAGACCCAGCGUGGAGCUAUUCAACACUACUUUUCCAUAUACUUUUGACUAUUAAUCUACAAAUAGAUUUAAAUAGUUCUAAUAAGGACGAACUAAUAUGUUUGUCGCAGCAAAACUUGUUUGCCGAUUUGGUUAUGAAAGCAUCAAAAUAUGGAAUAUGUCCAAAUAUAAUACCAGAAAUGCAAGAACAUCAAUUAUUUAAAAUGGAUUUAAUGCAAACCAAGUUUCAUUUGAAUAGACUUUUGAUUUGUUUAAGAUUUUUAAAAGAAAUUUACAAGGUUAAUUUUUUACUUGGAGGAAGUAAACUUGAUCAGGUAAAAUUAGAGUCAAUGGCAGCCGCUGUGUCAAUUUUGAAUUGUAACUCGUGCCAAAAUGCAGAUUAUGCUAAAGAUUUUUUAAAAUAUCUGUACGAUCAAUCUUGUAAAGUAAAUUAUUUCAAAAAUUUAUUAAUAUUAAAAAGUAUUCCAAAGUUAACAGAAAAUGUUCAUAAAAUUUUGCAUGAGGAUUUACUAGCCAAAUUGCAAAGUCCAAUGGGAUUUAAAGUUCUCUUAGAAGCUAUCAUUCCAACGGCAAAUAUUAAAGCUCCAAAUUGGAAAUGUUUCGAGGUGAUAUCAAAUAUCGUCAGUCAUAAAGGACAUCCUGAAGAAUUUUAUUUUAAUUUAAUAGAUCAAAUAUUUAAUUUUUUGCAAUCAGCUUCUGAAAAUAAACUACAACAUGUUUACUUACCUGCUGGAGUUUUAAGUUUGAGAAAAUUAUACUUACUUAAUAUUAAAACAAAGGAAAACGUUCUGGCAAAAAUUGAUGCUGUUUUUAAGAAACUGUAUGACCCAGAAGAUAUAAUUGCUGGAUUAAUUAUAUUUGAAAAUGGUGAAUUUGAAAACUUAUUGAAAUUUUUAAAUUUUUUGUUUUGUGGAUCAUCAUUUCAAUCAAUGCCAACAGAUAUUCUUAUACCAUAUUUACCAUUACUAAUACAGUGUUACGAUCAAAUUCCAAAUAAUUUUAAACAAGGAAAAUUAAUAAAAAAUUUAGUCGUUCAAUGUUUGAUGAAUCGUGAAAAAAAUGAAUUAAAAACUUUUCUAAAAUCAUUAGUUUUUGAGGAAUUCGAAGAUAAUUAUAAAAGACUCCACCAGAGGAUUAUAAUAAAUAUAGUACCAAAUUCAGAGCUAGUGAAUCUUCAAAUCUGUUCUUCUGAUAUGAAUAACAGAAAUCAAAUUUUUAUUAGUCUGUCCCAAAUUUUAAAAUUAUCUAACAAUAAUAUUUUAAUCUACAAUUCAUUUAUAUCAGCUUUGCGUUUGUUUGAUGAAGAACAUAUUUUUAAAGAAACAAAUGAUUCUUCCACUUUACUAGAAAAUGAAGAAGAACUCAAUAUAUUUGUUGAGAAAAAGUACAGAACUAAAUUUGCUGUCGUAUCUUUCUUGACUGACCUAGUAGAAUUUAAACCGCUACAUUCACAGUUUAAUGAAAAUCCUAUAGAGAUAUUGGAUUUUAUAAAAUCAUCCUUGAGAAAAUCUUUAGAAAGUAAUUAUUUUCCAGAAGAAAAAUUGUCAAUUUUGCUUGCAAUAUUACAAGAAGUAAUUGAAAACAUGGAAGAUUUAUCAAGGUUUCACCAUUUUGUGCCCAUCAUUCAGAGAUUACUAACACACUCUUCCGAUAAUUUAAAGUUUCAAUUGGGACAUAUUUUAAGUAUAUUAGAAGGUACCUCAGCAAAUAACAAUGGAAAACCAAAAUAUUGUGGAAAAUCUGAUUAUGAAAUCGCAAGGAAUUUAAUGGAAGAAAAUCAACCAUACUUAAAAGUAUACGGAAUAACUUUGAUGAUUAAAUUAAUCAAUCAAAAAGAUUUGGAAACUGUAAAUCAUAAACAUAAUAUUUUGGCAAUGGCGAUCAAUGUCAUAAAAGAAGAAGAGUCUUACGUAUUUUUGAAUUGCGUUAAACUCUUUGUAACGCUUAUAAAUGUUUUGGAAGCUGAUGUUUUAAAUGUUCUGUCAGAUGAAUAUUUAAGUGAUAAUAACGAAAAUGAUUAUAGGUUGAAAAUUGGUGAAGCUAUAUUAAAAGUAACAGAAGAUUUAGGCCCUCUUUCGUACAAAUAUAAAAAUGUAUUGAUUAAUUGCUUUUUGGAUGGAUCCAGACAUCCAGUGGAUGAGUUUCGAAUGUCCAGUGUUUCAAAUUUAGCAACAAUAUGCAAAUUACUAACAUAUCAAGUUCACAACUUUUUCCAAGAGCUUUUACAGUUAAUUGAAUCGAUUCUUCAAACAGACAAAUAUCUGCCUGUAAGAAGGGCUUCAAUUUUAGUUUUGGUUCAGUUACUUUCUGGAAUGGAUAAUUUAUCAGAUUUUCAGGAGUAUUUGCUUCCAAUAUAUAGAAUAUUAAAAUUUAUUGCGGCAAAUGAAUCAGAUCCUCCUAUGCAAAUUCAUGCUAAUAAUGGAUUGAAGAUUUUAGCUGAAAAAUGUAAGAAAUUAUUUUUAGCUGAGCAAAGUCUUCAAAAAGAAAUAAAAAUUUUUGGUAUUAAAGAUGAAGCAAAAACUAAAAAAAUUGAUUUUAUAAAAAUAAAUUAAUUAAGAAGAGGGUAUAUGAGGGAAAAAUUUGGAAUAUAAAGAAAACUUCAUUAUCAAAUACACGUUGUUUUAUAUUUAUUUUGUUUUCUUAGGUUUUAUUGCUUAAUUUACAAUUAAACUUAUAGCUAAACAACGUUUACUAAUUUUAUUUUCAUUUUAAUUGCAAUAUUUAAAUAGAGAUUUUGAAUAAAAUCAAUAUUUAGAAUUUUUUACAAUGAAUUUAAAAAAAAAAUAAUAACUUCAUAAAAGUUUUAAUUUUAAAAUAUUCUAAAAAAUAUUUCAAAGG
This is a messenger RNA of Condylostylus longicornis, 3407 nucleotides long. It is a transcript of the gene Tango6, whose product is annotated as transport and Golgi organization protein 6. The transcript has 6 exons. Gene Ontology annotation, biological process: protein secretion. The record is from RefSeq and is a predicted model, not a curated record. The coding region runs from base 383 to 3121 and encodes 912 amino acids. NCBI's taxonomy places the organism in Eukaryota, Metazoa, Arthropoda, Insecta, Diptera, Dolichopodidae.